GACAGAGAAACUAGGGUGUGAGUUAGUGCGCAGAGUCUUUGACAGAGCAUCAUCUCAAGAAAGAGGAGGCCGGUUGGAAACAAUGCCCCUUUCCUUCGGAUAUUCGCUUCGUGAGACAUAUGAGCAGUGACUGCUUUCUAUGACCACAUUGGAAAUCUAAUAUCUCAGUGGGAUUAGCUUGUUAGCAUUGGCAUUACUGGUCUAUUCAAGCUAACGGUAGCUUAGCUAGCUGACCCAGAAGCUAACAAGUAUAAGCAAUUUAAAUCUGAACACGAGUUCUUCGCAGACCCACAUACCUUCUACUACGAGUAAAUGGUUCUACCACCAGUCGGCCAGUGUUAACCAGGUCACAUUGUUGAGCUAACGUUAGCUACUGGGUGUAGCCUUUAGCAAGCUAGCGUUAAUGUCUUCAGCUGUCACUACUUUUCAAUGGGAGAGUAUGUUGGUUAAUGAUCUCAACAAUUGUUGAAAAUGAACUAAAACUUGACUCAACAUGAAUACGAGUCAAGAAAUAAGACUUACUUAGCUUCACGACAUUACUCGAUGGUUUUUUCAAAGGAUAUAUAUGAGCUAACAAUACCUGGGAAGGAGCGAAGUAACCGAAACAGGGCAGACUUAAAGUGUAGAUGCCUUGGCUGAGAUGAGUGUGAAGGCUUUUGAGCUUGUCCCCGCUGUGGAGCGAGAUCUCCUCAUGGGCGACAAGGCUCGCAUCAACAUCGAGUGCAUCGAAUGCUGUGGAAAACACCUGUACUUGGGCACCAAUGACUGCUUCAUCCACCACUUCCUGCUCGACGAGGUCACUUCCCCCAAAGGGAAACUGAGUUACUCUGCUCAGAAGCUCCUGCACAAAUAUCUGGGCCUCAAGAAACCAGUUGCUGAGCUGCGUGCCGCCUCCGCUUUGGAGCGUCUGAUAGUGCUUUGUGAUGGAAUAGUGUUCCUGGUUGACAUGGUGACUCUGGAGACCGUGCCCUCGGCGGCAGGAGGUGGAGCCAAGAUCCGAGGUGUGACCGCAUUCUGCAUCAACGAAAACCCUGUAAACGGCGACCCGUUCUGUGUGGAAAUGGGUGUGCUUUCCUCCAAGCGCCGUACGGUGCAGAUCUACAUGGUGCAUGAGGACAGAGUGCAGCUGGUCAAAGAGGUGACCACCCCUGAGCAGCCCUGUGCCGUCAGUGUUGAUGGUUACUUCUUGUGCGUGGCCCUUGCUACACAGUACAUGAUUCUGAACUACAACACAGGAGCCUCCCAAGACCUCUUCCCUUACAACAGUGAAAGGAGGACACCUAUUGUGAAGCGGAUCGGCAGGGAGGAGUUCCUCUUAGCAGCACCUGGUGGUCUGGGAAUGUUUGCCAAUGCAGAAGGGGUGUCUCAGCGGGCUCCAGUCAACUGGUCAGAGAGCGUGAUUGGUGCCGCUGUGUGUUUUCCGUACGUGGUUGCUUUGGACGAAAGCUUCAUCACCAUCCACAGCAUGUUGGACCAACAGCUAAAACAAACCCUUUCAUUCAGGGAUGGACACAUUCUGCAAGACUUUGAAGGAAAGGUCAUUCUGGCUUCCACUAAGGCCGUGUAUAUCCUGGUGCCGCUGCCCCUGGAGAGACAGAUCCAGGACCUACUGGCCGGUCACAGAGUGGAGGAGGCGCUCCUCCUCACAGAGGGAGCGCAGCAAAAUAUUCCCAAAGAAAAGUUCCAGAUUUUGCAUAAAAGAAUCCUGCAGCAGGCCGGUUUCAUCCAGUUUGGCCAACUUCAGUUUCUAGAAGCAAAAGAACACUUCAGGAAGGGCCAGCUGGACGUGCGGGAGUUGAUAUCUCUUUACCCGCUGCUGCUGCCAGCUUCCUCUCCGUUCACACGCUGCCACCCGCCCCUCCAUGAGUUUGCAGAUCUCAACCACUUGGCACAGGGCGACCAGGACAAAGUGCUGCGCUGCAAGAAAUUCCUCAUCAGUUAUCUGGGAGAGGUACGAAGCACAGAGACGGCUAACGGCUGUGGAGAGGACGUGGACACGGCGCUGCUGAAGCUGUAUGCUGAACAGGAUCAUGACAGCCUCCUAGACCUGCUGGCUUCAGACAACGCCUGCCUGCUAGCAGACAGCGUCCCAUGGCUGGAGAAAUAUAACAAAUAUUUCGCACUUGGUCUGCUCUAUCGCUGUAACGGUCAGGAUUCAGCAGCACUUCAACUGUGGAUUCGGGUUGCAGAUGGGGAUCUGCAGGACUCCACCAGGUCUGACCUUUACGAGUACAUUGUGGACGUUCUCUGCUCCUGCUCCACCCUGGACCUUGUGUGGAAGUACGCAGACUGGGCCUUACGGAAGGAUCCCACCAUGGGUGUGCACAUCUUUACCAAGAGGCCUGCCAGUAAAGAGCUUCCACAACUCAAGCCUGAUGAUGUAAUCUCUUACCUGGGAGAGCACAGCCAGGCGCUGCUUCUCUACCUGGAGUACCUGGUGCUAGAGAGACAGAUAAAGAAGGAGAAGUUCCACACUCACCUGGCCAUGUUGUACCUGGAGAAGGUCUUGUCCCUGUUGUCGAUGUCACCAACAGACAAAGAGAAGAUCUCCAGCUCAAGAGAGAUGCUCCAGGCGCUGCUCAGGGGGUCCAACCUUUACCAUGCAAAGUCUCUUUUGGGUAAGAUGGAGAACUGUGAACAACUGCUGCUGGAGCGUGCCACACUACAUGGGAGGCUGGAGGAGCACGAUAAAGCGCUGCAUCUAUUGGUGCACGAGCUCAGAGACUUCCCGUCUGCAGAGGCCUACUGUGUGUGGGCCUCUGCUAGUCGGGAUUUGGCGUACCGACAGCAGCUAUUCCACCUGCUCUUGGGGAUUUACCUCGACGGAAACCCCGCGGGUAAACCCCAGGCUCCAGCAGGAAGUGGAGAGCUGGCGAUGGCAGCAGUGGACCUCCUGAAUCGGCACGGCGAGGUGUUUGAUGCCGUGCGCGUCCUGCGCAUGCUCCCUGAGGGCUGGUCGCUCCAGCUGCUGCGGCCCUUCCUGGGUCGGGCCAUCAGGGCCAGUGUGCACGCCAGCCGCACCUCCCAGAUUGCUGUGGGGCUGGCGCACUCUGAAAACCUUCAACUGCUGCAUGACAGGUUGAAAGACCGUAAGAAACCAAUCUUUGUGUCAGAGAAGAAAGGAUGCCACCUCUGCCACAACACCUUCAGUGAGCCAGACGUGGUGUGUCUGCCAGGUGGAGUGCCUGUCCACACCCACUGUGUGGCCCAGAGAGUAAGAGACUCUCCCACAAAGAGACAGUUAACUAAUAGCAGUAACCACACGUGAUACUUUUGGCACCAAACAAAAGCAGGACCCGCUUGUGGGGACUGAGGACUAUGGGGAGAACAAAAAGCCCACAACACCCUUUGCCAUAGUGGUGUGCUAAGGGAGCUGAUGAGAACACACAGACUGCAAGUUAUUCCACUAUCGGGGCUGCACUGGCUUGUAAGAUGAUGACUCUAUUUUUUGCAACUUACAAUCUGGACACGGUGCAUUUGCAUUGCUUCCUCCCUGAUUUAGGUGGUGAUAAUUUGCACAUGAAGCAGUGAAGUGAGUUGCGAUUUCAAGUGGUUACUGAAGACGUGUUUUAAUGGCAGGUGUGAAAUGACAAAUUUGGAGCUUUCCUCUAUUGAUCGUGUCACCAUCGACGCAUGUCACUGCCAGGCUUGAAGCAGGAUUAAGAAACGACAGCUUAGUCACAUCCGGCCCCCGUUACCCCAUUUACCAACAGAGAAUUUAUUUAGAGACAGGCUCCUAUGCUUUUUUUAAAUGGGUUGUGCCGAUCAUCACCUCUGCUUCAACAGUUUUUAAACCAGAACUUGAGAAACUGCUUGAGCUAAUGAACACAUAUUCGAGACCUGCUGCAAAUAUUGUCAAAGCAUGCAACGUAAUACAACUUACAGUUCUGAUCUCAUCACCUCCUCAUACGGCUAUUGUAUUUAUAUUGUCCUAACUUGCACAUUGCGAUGUUGGGCUUUAAUGUGAAAUACUACAAAUAUUCAUCAUUACUGAUGGAAUAUGAGUCGUUAUUUGUCUGUCUUUUACUCUGUGGGAUGUGCACUCACUGCUGCUUUAGUUUCCCCUCGGCCAUCAGGGCACAGAAUGUUUUACUCACAGCAAUUCAGUUCAACAUUUUGAUCCAAACUUAUUUUUCGCAGCUGGAAACUGUUGUCUGUGGAGCAAUAUCGGUGUAAGACACUACAUGAAGUCCCACAUUGCUCCUCUGUACCUGGGGAUUCAAUCCUCAAACUGCAUCAAGGACCAAUCACGCUGACUCUAAAACUUCCAAUUUUUCUUUGAAUUUUUGAAUUUUUAAUCCUGUUGACACAAAACAAAUGGCAUUUAGUGGCAAUUUAAUUUAUAGUUGGAGGGCCAAUGUAGUUUAUUUUAAUUUCGUAAUACAAUUUGACAUCAGGACGGGCGCUCAGGCCAUUUUCAAUUUGAACUUGGGUGUUUUCUUUCAAAGUUAACACAUUGUGAGACAUGAGUAACUUGGCUGUAGAAGUAUUUUACCACAAGCUGGCAUCAAUGUGUAAAAUGUUUAAAAUAAACUACAGUUGGAACAUGAUGGAAAAAAAUAUUACUGUAUUUGUUAUCACUAUUCUAAAUGCCCUUAAAUACCCUUUUUAAAUUGUGGUUUAAUAAAAAUAAGUGCUUCCUUCAGGUUGCAAUUAUAAUAUGAGGCAACAGUAGAAAGAUAUUUUGACAGUGUAUAGGACUAGCAUGAAAACCUUCCAGUUUCCAGUAUAUAUGGAAAAAGAGCAUGGCAUUCCUAACAAGCUUGGCCAAUAUCUGUCAGAAAAAGGCAUUAUAUUGCAUUGCACCAUAAGCCUUGCUUUUUUUUUAUUAAAUUGCAUUUCCAGGAACAACACCUUAGCUCUCAUAACAGCCAGAGUUUUAUCUUUAAUUCCCACAUCAUGACAUCUUUCUCAAAAUAGUUAUUUCAUGUAGAACUCCUUAAAUUGACGGACCACCGGUUUGUCCUUUAGUGCUUUCCAAAAGUCUGGUAUGAGUAGCUAUACAAAGUGCAGCAAUUGUGUUGACAUGCAACAAUCAGGGACAUAUCCCCAAAUGUGAGCUUGAUGGGAAGCUUUGCUAAAAAUAUUUCAUAACAGAAAUGGAAAAACAUGGUUCUGUAACGCUGCUUAAAUCCUCUCUCCUCCUAUCUCUCAUCCAACACCUGUCUCUCAUCCUAGAAGUGUGCCACUGUCAGCUUCUUGCUAAAGAUGCUCACUCAGAUUGAUUUUGACCAUUUGACAACAACUAAACCUCUAUACUGUUGUGUUUGUUUCUCCGAUGCCUGUGAUAUCUAUGCUAGCCUUCUAUAACUGCAACACAUCUCUGUGAGGGAACUCUGUGCAAACAUGGGACUAUUUUUCUAACAUGGAGAUCUGAAUGUUGUAGAUUCUGUUGACUUGACUCACUUUCCAUGGUGGGAAUUCACAUCUGAUGCACAAAUCAACAGUUUUGGUGUAGCUUGCUUGAAAGGCCUCCUAACCAUGACUUUAAAUUUCAAACAUUACAUUUGUGUAAAAAAAAUACUAUUGUAUUUUAUAAUUAUAUGUAUAUACUGCAUUUGUACUUGUUUGUUGCUUUCUAAAUCAAUGCCACUGUGGAUGGUGUACAAACUGUAAAUCCGUCCCAUUUUAAUAAACAUGAAACUACUAUA
Pungitius pungitius (ninespine stickleback) is the source of this 5651-nucleotide messenger RNA. It is a transcript of the gene tgfbrap1, whose product is annotated as transforming growth factor, beta receptor associated protein 1. Gene Ontology annotation, cellular component: cytoplasm; membrane. Gene Ontology annotation, biological process: intracellular protein transport; endosomal vesicle fusion; autophagy. Lineage: Eukaryota; Metazoa; Chordata; Actinopteri; Perciformes; Gasterosteidae. The record is from RefSeq and is a predicted model, not a curated record. The coding region runs from base 641 to 3268 and encodes 875 amino acids. The transcript is spliced from 13 exons.